AUGACACUCCGUCGGUGUGACAGUCUCCCCGCGAAAUUGAGGGAGGCGCCGAUCGCUAACCCCGAAGUAACCCAACCUUUGAGGAAUAAAAUACCCGAUUCUAACACUGACCCAAAUUUAAAAGAAAAUAUCGCCCGAGAAGAAGUUAUCGCCACUUGGAAAUCCCUUCACACCGACGUCAAGAAUAUAAAAAAUGGUUUUCCUACAAAGAAUGACCUUUCGGACCAUGGCACGGAUAAAAGAAUAUCCAUUACCCACAAAUUUAGUCCGGUACCUAAGCGCUAUAACAGAGAACGGAAAAAAAUCACUUACGAUAACAGACAUAUCGCGGUCGGUGCACAGGAGGCUGAUCGCACCUCGUCAUGUCCUCUGGACGUGGCUCAGAGAUAUCCGACAGAUAGGAAGGCUAAUUCGGUGCGACGAAAGACGUUACUCGAUCGCCUUCUAUCCUGGAAAACUGCAGAUUGCGAUUGCAAUGUUAAAUAUUCAUCGAAGUUUCGCCCUGUACCGAAAACACAACCAAAUGAUAUGCUAUGCACUUGUGGUGUUAUUCAACCAAUUGUCACGAACAAUUUGAAUAAAUAUGCAGAGCGUGGACGCUCCAAAAGUGUAGGAUAUGAGGCUGCACGUGAAGUGACUCAAUUCCGCCGGUGCGCAAGCGCAGGUGCAACGGUGGGUGCUGAGACGGCAGCAGCACUACGCGCCCGCGCUGCUCUUACAUUAGCGAGACGUUACUACCCGGAGGGAGGUUGGGGAUGGACCAUUACCAUCGUUGGCACAAUUGUUCAAAUUUUAUCGCAUGGUUUACAACUUGGCGGCGGCACUGGUGCGAUAGCAUGUACAGCGGCUGUUAAAUAUCGCGUUCCACCGCUUUAUACGUACGAUAUGUCUCCGAAAAGGAUUUUAAAUCCUAUCACUAUCACAUAA
Molecule: messenger RNA, 927 nt
Organism: Vanessa atalanta (red admiral)
Lineage: Eukaryota; Metazoa; Arthropoda; Insecta; Lepidoptera; Nymphalidae
Exons: 3
Coding region: 1-927 (308 amino acids)
Source: RefSeq, a predicted model, not a curated record